UCUCGACUCUCCUCUCUCAGUCUCCACCAUCCUCCUCGCCUCCUAUCUCUGUUGUCGCUCCCACCACUCCCCCAGUGCCCCCAACAGCAACCACCACCACCACCGCAGCAACCACACACCUCGACGCCUGGCUGAAGCUGAACGGCUCGUGCCCGGUUUCCAGGAACUUGCCGCUGCCAACCCCGCUGUCCACGCCGCUCGCGGAGGUCGUUUCACUCUCGCAGUACGCCGCGGAUUGGAGGCGGAGGAGAAGGAAUUCUCAAAGUUAGCUACAAUGGCAGUCACAUUCUAUGAUGUCAACUCGCCGGCUGGCCUGAAGAAACUUGAUGAUUACCUCCUUACUCGCAGUUACAUUACAAGCUACCAAGCUUCAAAGGAUGAUAUUACUGUAUAUGGAGCUCUUUCAAAGGCUCCAUCAGCUGAAUACGUUAAUGUCUCUCGGUGGUACAACCAUAUCGAUGCGCUCUUGAGGAUCUCUGGUGUUUCUGGAGAAGGGUGCGGUGUCACUGUGGAGGGAUCUGCUCCCAUCACUGAGGAGGCAAUUGCAACUCCUCCUAUUGGUGACACAAAGGCUGCAGCUGCUGAGGAUGAUGAUGAUGAUGAUGUUGACCUUUUCGGUGAAGAGACUGAAGAGGAGAAGAAGGCUGCGGAAGAACGUGCUGCUGCAGUUAAGAAAUCUGCCAAAAAGAAAGACUCUGGCAAGUCAUCAGUUCUUUUGGACGUGAAGCCAUGGGAUGAUGAAACUGACAUGAAAAAGCUUGAGGAAGCAGUGAGAAGUGUUGAGAUGGAAGGGUUGUUUUGGGGAGCAUCUAAACUCGUAGCAGUUGGGUAUGGUAUCAAGAAAUUGCAGAUAAUGCUUAGCAUUGUGGAUGACUUGGUAUCUGUUGACGAUCUCAUUGAGGAACGUCUUACAGUUGAACCAAUUAAUGAGUAUGUCCAGAGCUGUGACAUUGUUGCCUUCAACAAAAUAUAAUUGGAGGAUACGCUUGUCUGUUUGUUGGUGCUGGGGAGGUUGCAGUCGUGGAGGGAUUGAAAACCUGAAAUUAUGGCUACUCUGUAUUUCUCUUUUUGAUCCACAAAACUCUAUAUUCCAAUUUUUGUUUGUUGUGACGUGCAUUUUUAGUGAUUGAUUAUGCUUCCAGAGAAGCAAAUGGUGCCUAUUAUUACGUAAUUUAUGAUCUUGGUAUAUUGAAUAAUGUCUUGACCAUAUAUCUAUAUCUCUUAGCCUAA
Messenger RNA from Corylus avellana, 1230 nucleotides. RefSeq names its product elongation factor 1-delta-like. Gene Ontology annotation, cellular component: cytosol; eukaryotic translation elongation factor 1 complex. Gene Ontology annotation, biological process: translational elongation. The record is from RefSeq and is a predicted model, not a curated record. Lineage: Eukaryota; Viridiplantae; Streptophyta; Magnoliopsida; Fagales; Betulaceae. Gene Ontology annotation, molecular function: guanyl-nucleotide exchange factor activity; translation elongation factor activity.